Messenger RNA from Lachancea thermotolerans CBS 6340, 765 nucleotides. Its product is annotated as KLTH0F15246p. The transcript has a single exon. The record is from RefSeq and is a predicted model, not a curated record. The coding region runs from base 1 to 765 and encodes 254 amino acids. Lineage: Eukaryota; Fungi; Ascomycota; Saccharomycetes; Saccharomycetales; Saccharomycetaceae.
AUGACCUGCUCGCGCUUCGCUUCUUCACUCGUUCACCUCUUCACCCCUUCGCUUACUCGCUCGCUCCUCACCUACACCUCACACCCUCACAUCCUCGCACCCCUGCGCCCCUGCCUAGGCGUUUCCCGCCCCAUCACCCGCCCAAAAAUGAGACCAUCUCUUCCGUUUCUCCCGUCGCCCUGGCAACGCACCAGCGCGCCACGCCGAACUUCCGAUAAUCUCCCUGUAUGCCGCUGGCCCUUGAAGAGCCCCUCACCGUCGCUGCCGCUGAAACGCCGCCGCCACCGCCGCCGUUCGAGUCUCCGCCCCCGCGCUCUGCCCACCUUCCAUACCUCAGCGCUCCGCCGCUGGCGUUUGCCGCCGUCUCCAUUGGGCCCCGGAACCCCGCGUGACGCCUUGCUAACGUUCUCGGCGCCCAGAACGGGCUCCGCCUGCGCUCCGCUUUUUCUCGCCCCAUUGUAUGCUGUGGAAUGUUUUCGCCAUCGAACCAUAAUACGCGUGCAUGAAAAACACCGUGGUCAGCCACGGCGCGCCGAGGAAGUCCGAUACCAGGCGGAGCAGGCUCAGUGGCGGCCGCGGGAGCUAGUACUAAGAGUAGCGUCCGCGAUGGCAGAACUACGCACGAAUGCAGGGACCGCGCAGACGCGACAAAGAGCCGUGGCCGGGCCAGAAGAGGAGACAGCGACAAGCAGCCGAAACGAGCGGGGGCGCGAGAAGAGUAUAAAGUGGCAGGCGGCGGCGGCGGGCGAUGAGCAGAGGGCGUAG